Penicillium bovifimosum is the source of this 1662-nucleotide messenger RNA. RefSeq lists its product as uncharacterized. Lineage: Eukaryota; Fungi; Ascomycota; Eurotiomycetes; Eurotiales; Aspergillaceae. Gene Ontology annotation, cellular component: membrane. The transcript is spliced from 3 exons. Bases 1 to 1662 code for a protein of 553 amino acids. The record is from RefSeq and is a predicted model, not a curated record. Gene Ontology annotation, molecular function: amino acid transmembrane transporter activity. Gene Ontology annotation, biological process: amino acid transmembrane transport.
AUGGCUCCUCGCGGCGAUGCUUCGACGGUACCCGCUGACACCAAGACAUCGGUCGAUGUGGUUUCCGACACGUCAAGCAAUGCCCUUCAAGAUACUAAGAAGCCUGAUGCCGAGCAAAACUACCCUGGCACCUCCAAUCCGAGGGAGUUGAAGCGCAAGCUAAAGAGCAGACAUCUACAGAUGAUUGCAAUUGGCGGAACUAUUGGAACAGGACUGUUCAUUUCUAGCGGCACUGCAAUCGCACAAUCCGGCCCGGCAGGCGCGUUGAUUGCCUACAUAUUCGUCGGCUCCGUCGUCUAUUCCGUCAUGAGCUCAUUGGGUGAAGUCGCAACUUACAUCCCAAUCCCUGGUGCCUUCACAUCCUAUGCAGCUCGCUUGAUCGACCCAAGUCUCGGAUUCUCCAUGGGCUGGAUCUAUUGGUUCAAUUGGGCCUCCACAUUUGCUGUCGAACUGACUGCCACCGGGACAAUCAUCCAGUAUUGGGAUCCUAGUCUAAACAUUGCCAUUUUCAUCGGCGCGUUCUGGGUGCUUAUCACGGCUAUGAACUUUCUUCCCGUCAAUUUCUACGGCGAGGUGGAGUUCUGGUUCUCCACCAUCAAAGUGGUCACUGUCAUCGGCUUCAUCCUCUUUGCCAUUUGCAUCGAUGCCGGCGUGGGAGAGAAGGGUUACAUAGGCUUCAAGUACUGGGGCUCCCCGGGUGCCUUUGCCAAUUACAGCGAUGCGCUACCGGAAGGCAUAGGGAAGUUCGUCGGAUUCUGGGCUGUCCUGAUUCAAGCCGGCUUCUCCUACCAGGGCACAGAGCUUGUGGGUGUGGCAGCAGGAGAAACAGAAAACCCACAGAAGACAGUUCCGUCAGCCAUCCGCAAGACAUUCAUUCGGAUCCUCCUCUUCUUUGUUCUGACUAUCUUCUUCAUCGGGCUUGUGGUUCCCUAUGAUAACAGUCGCCUCACCACUGCCACAACCAAUGCAUCAUCUUCCCCUAUGGUGAUUGCAGCUGAUUUAGCAGGAGUCAAAGUCCUCCCAAGCUUGAUCAAUGCCGUGCUUUUAUCCGUUGUCUUGUCCGCCGCGAACUCCAAUGUGUAUAGUGGGAGUCGAAUCUUGACUGGAUUAGCACACGAGGGAUUUGCGCCGCCGUGUUUCGGUUGGGUUACCAAGCACGGUGUUCCCUACGUCAGUGUGACAUUCACUGCAUUGUUCGGUUUGUUAGGUUUUAUGAAUCUGUCCAAUGACGCUGGCCAAGUCUUUACUUGGCUCGUCAACCUUUCUAGUGUUGCAGGCUUUGUGACUUGGAGUUCGAUCAACGCAUGUCAUAUCGCGUUCAUGCGUGUGCUGGCACACCGUGGGAUUUCUCGUGAUACCCUCCCGUACAAAGCUGUUAUGCAACCAUAUCUGGCUUGGUAUGGUCUCUUUUUCAACAUCCUCAUCGCCAUCACACAAGGCUUCACUUCAUUCAUCCCACACUUCCGAGUGUCCGACUUCUUCGUCGCCUACAUCUGCCCUAUAGUUUUCGCAGUGCUCUAUCUGGGACACAAACUCAUCGUCCGUCCGUCAUUUGUUAGUGCAGCCGAUGCCGAUAUUGUCACUGGUCGCUUGCACUAUGAAAAGGAAGUCGAUCCCCCAAAGCCAUGGUACUGGAAGGUCUGGGAUUGGAUCGCGAAGUAG